UCCUUCGCCAUGCCAGGGCCGGAUGAGGAUGUAGCAUGCGUAUAUUGUUGUUGCUUGUUGCUGGUGUUGUUGCAAGUUAAGGAGGAAUACGAAGAAAAAACCUCUAGAAGCGUUGUAUUUUCCUGUUUGGCAUGGUUUGGUGUUUUGUACCGUGUUGCCAUCAUUCCAGUAGUAAAGAUGACUGCAAAUUUUACCGAUUUCCCGCCGACGACUUGAAGAGGCGAAGAUGGAGCCGUGUAGUAGGGCGGUAUAAACGAGAACCUACCAACAUUUCUAGAAUCUGCAGCUGUCAUUUUCCAGAAGGGAAAGAAAGGGGUCCUGUUCUAUUCAUCAACAAAGAUGGGGAUAUCUGCCCUGACCACAAAGUCCCCUGUGCUCAGACGGCACAAGUUUCAGGCAGUCACCCGGAAUCAACCACUCUCAGUCAGCCACGCAAACAACCAACCAUCCCCACUAAUCAUCCUCAAGCCGCCGUGAUGACAGCAGACGGUGGUCUCCAUUCACAGUCAUUCACAGACAGCGAUCACUGCCCAGCAGAGUUGGUCAUACUUCCAGCAGAGUCGGUCAUUCUUGAUCACAGUUAUCCUGACAUAUCAGUCGUGGCCACCGAGCUUGUCCUCCCAGCGCAGACAGUUAACGUGUCAUCAUCACUCGCCGCUCCCACACCUUUACGAAGUACCCAUGUCGCCACUCAGACAGAUCUUCCAAACUUCCAGCGUAUUCAGAACAUUCUCUUGCAAGUCCAGCUGAGAGAGCUCAGGGAAGAGACGAAGGCUUUGACGGAGGAGCUGAGCAGCUUUAAGACUAAGUACACACCUUCUCGACUCAGCGAUAAGGUGCUGAAGAUGGAGACGGCCCUCCCGGACAGGGAGUGUUUCUAUAAAAUUGUCGAAUGCGCCAUUGCCUUGGAAAGCUCUGACCGCUUCAACUACCGCUUUGGUUGGAAAGUGAAAAGUGUGAGUGUCGAGGAGCAGGUGUUUCUGACGCUGAUGAAAAUGAGGCAUAACUACAAGGACUUUCAUCUUGGUGCACUGUUCAGCACUGGGGAAGGCACCAUCAGAAAUAUCACCCAAACAUGGACUGAAAUUUUGAAGGGGCUUCUUGAUGACUGUACACCUUCACCCAUGGUGAAAGCACAGAAGACAAAAAGGCAUGCGAAAGCCGUGUCAUCAUCAAGUGAACAUCCAUCAGAGACAUCCACUGAUGUCUCAGAAAUGUCUCUGAUUUCUCAGACACCAACUGAUAUCUCAGAAAUGAUUUCUGAUGUCUUUUACUCAUUGGAGUGAAUGAGAAAAAAAUAUGCUGCUAUUUUUCCCCCCUAUGAUUUUGUAUGACACAAUAUGGUUAAGAAAAGCUAAUACAUUGUAAAUGUCAAAUGAUGGUGAAAUCCUUGUUUGGAUGGGGUAAGAGGUGAGGCAGUGCACUGUUGUUUUGGAAAUGUCAAUAAAUGUUGCAAUUGUUAAAAAGUUGCCUUUGGAAGCAGUUAAUCAGUCUAAGUUCCUUUUUUGUGGAAUACAGAAGCAGAACUUUUAUUUAGGGUGUGUUCUUAGAAGUUCAUAGUAGUUGUAGCAGAUUUUCCCAGACAUUUUUUUCCCAGAUAUACUGCAUAUAAGGCUGAUGGGCAAUGCCAAUGUUUUAGAUUUUGGAUCCAGUGUAACGGCACUGGUACAUCUGAUAAACUAAAGGCAGACGUGGAGUUAGAGAGAUGGCUGCACCUGCUCUGCUGCAUUGGACUCUGGUCUUGCUGCUCUCAUUGGCUGUUUCAUCAUCUUCAUGCUACAUGACGGGCAAUCUUGCCUUGAAUGCCCCUACGGUGCUGUCCUCCACCUGGGGAGGCGAACCAGAACACGCAGUUGAUGGGGUGAAACGUGCAGAGAAUGAUUUCUUUACCUGCACCCACACCGAGAGUGAGGAAGACCCCUGGUGGCGUGUUGACCUGUCCCGCCCUUACAACAUCACCAUGGUGACCAUCACCAACCGCAAGGACUGCUGCGAAAGACGAAUCAAUGGAGCCCAAAUCCGAAUCGGCAACAGCCUGGAAAACCAUGGCAACAACAAUAUGCUAGCUGCUGAAAUCACAUCAAUACGAAGAGGGGAGUCAAAAACGUUCAGGUUCGACCCUGUGGAAGGCCGUUAUGUCAACAUCUUCCUGCCAGGCAAAGAAAAAAUACUGACCCUCUGUGAGGUGGAAGUGUUUGCCGGGAGUGAAGACAACCUGGCUCUGCAGAAGCUGGCUACCCAGUCUUCUGUAUUCCAUGGUACUGGCUUCUCCAAGUUUGCAGUGGAUGGAGACAGGAACUCCAAUUACAACCGCAAACCCUGUGCUCACAGUGUUGGGGAGGACAACCCCUGGUGGAGAGUGGACCUGGGGAAAAGCUUCCACAUCUCCCAAGUCACCAUCACCAAUCGGGUGGACUGCUGUGCAGAACGCAUCGAAGGAACCGAAAUUCGUGUUGGUGACAGCCUCUUCAAUAAUGGCAACAACAACACACGGGCUGCAGUUAUUCAGCAUAUGGGAGCAGGAGAGACGAGAGAAUUCAACUUCCAGCCCAUUAGAGGGCGCUAUGUAAACCUGCUCUUACCAGGACAAUCGAAGAUGCUGACAGUUUGUGAAGUCGAGGUUUACGCCCGUCUUGACAGGAAUGUUGCCUCAAGAGGAAGAGCAACCCAGUCCAGUCUGAUCCUUGGAGAGAUGGCCAGUUUUGGCCACGCUCUGAACGCCAUUGAUGGGAACGCCAACCCAGACGUGCGGAAGGGCUCCUGCUCCAUGACAGAGCGCGAGACUGACCCCUGGUGGCGGCUAGACCUGCUGGAUGGAUACAGCGUUACUGCUGUGGCCCUGACCAACCCCAAAGCUGGCUCACCCAAGGGGCUGAACGGAGCCCAAAUUUACAUUGGAGAUUCCACCAACCCUGCAGAAAAUUCUCUGUGUGCAAAAGUGACGUUUGUGCCGCUUGGUGAGACGGUGCGCUUUGACUGCCUGGAGGAGAGGGUGGGCCAGUAUGUGACUGUGAUGUUGCCGGGGGAGGGGCGCUCCCUCAGCUUGUGUGAGGUGCAAGUGUUUGGAAUUCCAGCCUCCACCCAUCAGAGCAACAACAACGCAUAAAUAAAUGAAAAUAACCAUCUAAUAUUGUUGCUGUUAAAACUAAGACACCAACACAUGCUUUAUCAUCACACACAUUUUCUGCAAGUGAAUUUAUAGUCUAUGUGCUGUAAAAGCUUCACAUCCAUCGCUGUAUGUGCAUACAUCUGUUCUUGUGUGUGUGCGUGUGUGUGUGUGUGUGUCUUUGUUUUUUGUUUUUGUUUUUUACUUUGCUAGCAUGAUUUGCUUGAUGAAAGAGAUGGUACUAGCUACAUUGCACCUAGCUUCAACUAUGUUAAAUGUUUGCAGACAUCUUGU
Messenger RNA from Engraulis encrasicolus (European anchovy), 3400 nucleotides. RefSeq lists its product as uncharacterized. The record is from RefSeq and is a predicted model, not a curated record. The transcript has 9 exons. NCBI's taxonomy places the organism in Eukaryota, Metazoa, Chordata, Actinopteri, Clupeiformes, Engraulidae. The coding region runs from base 1706 to 3106 and encodes 466 amino acids.